Dimorphilus gyrociliatus is the source of this 2041-nucleotide messenger RNA. The record is from the annotation of a GenBank genome assembly. NCBI's taxonomy places the organism in Eukaryota, Metazoa, Annelida, Polychaeta, Dinophilidae.
CAUGCCAGAGUCUCAACUGCCCCCUGUUAAAGUUCAACGUGUUCGCAGGAAGAGAUUAGAUACAAAUGUUAGAAUUAGCAGUAGUAAGGAACGAAGUAAAUAUAACAAGCCUUUAAGGAAGGAUGGACUACGAGUCCCACGAUCUCUAUUUGAUCGUCCACAAAGUAUGCGACGAGACCAGAGAUUAUUUAAACCUUUAAGCCCAACUAAAAUAGGAAGAUCGUCAUCAUCUGACAACCUGACUGGAGAACGUCCAGAUUGGGCGAUAUAUGAAGACUGGUUUAUCCUUUAUUAUAUUAAUGCAAUUGAAAAUAAAGAUAAUUUUUCAUCGGCUCCCACUCUCCCGAAUUCUUCAAUAAAUUGGGACUUUGUUAGUGAUGGAGUAAAUGGUACUAGUCGGUCGUACAGGACUGCCAAACACUGCGUUGCUAGGUACGAUAGUAAAGUUUUGCCGAGAGAGGAAGGACGACCAACAUUUGAUUCUACUCCAGCAGUUGGAAGAAAGUCUAUGAAAAAGUCUAUAAAAACACUAACAGGAAGAAAGAGUGGACGUUCACUGCGUACCAGUCAACUCAUCUUACAAGAUCAAAACAAAAGUCUCACCCAGUACUUCAACAAUAGAAUUGAGUUGAUUUUGACUUUAUCAAAGAAACGAUCACCUCCGCCUCGUCCUGCUCUUGCUAAUCCGACUCAGAAAAACCCAAAGCAUCAAAUGGUUCUCGUUGAGAACGGAAUCACAUAUGACAAUCCCCUCUCGCCAGUGCAAGUAGCAAAAAGAAGGGCAGAUCGCAUUAAUAAGGAUAAACCAAAACAAACUACUGCUUCUUCAACACCUGCUACACCUACCACCACGAAAUCUAUAGUUUCGACAAAUGUUAAUACAUCUCGAGUCGCAUCAUUUCCUACACAAACAAAUACAACUACAGCUAUUCAGUAUGUCCAAGCAAGUGUCUCAACAUCUUCUACGUCGGUCGUUGUCCCUGCUACAGUAACUCUGGCUCGCACAGUCACAGCAACACCACCGACAACUAAUGUGAUGAUAAAUACUACUAUUAAAAAAGGAACCCAGCCAAAUCAAAGAUCUGUAAACUUCCCGGGAGUUGUCCAGGCCCAACGACAAACCCUAAGUACGAAUCAGCAGUCUGCAGCAAUCCUAAAAAUAAAUGCUGGAAUCCCGAGAGUUCCUAUAUCAAAGGGUCAGCAAAAAGUCAGACUACCCCAAGCACAAGCAAACGUAUUAGCUAGCUUACAAAAGCAGCCAGCACUAGCUGUUGUUCAAACUGGACAAUCCAAGAAUACAAUUCCAAAUGCUACUGUUCAGAGACCGGAGUUAACAUUAUACAUGCAUAAAGCAAAGAGCACCAGUGUUCCGAAAUUUAGUGGACAAAAGUCUGUCGCAAGUUCGCAGAUUUUUGCUCACAUCCAGCAUGCAAGUCAGUCUUUGGUUAGCAACCAAACGACUGCUAGUAUAGCUUCAACUACAGUUGCCCAACUGGUUAAGGCUUCAGGAAAUCCUUCCACAGUAGGACGCACCGGUGUUCAAUCUGUUCAGAAAAUCCAAGUUGUGCCUCAGGGUACAAAGAAGGCUACAGGAGGUCAACCAAUUGUCAUACAGAGACCAAUUAAUGUUCAAGCCCUACUUAAACAGCCUCAAUCUACGGCUGCGUCAACCUCAACUGGUACGAUUCAUCAACUUAUUCCUCAAAGCUCAACCAGUAGCAGCGUGACCUUGACAUUACCAGUUUCUCAAACAUCAUCUUUGCAAACCAAGCAACAUAGUAUAAUGGCUAUUCGUAGCGGACCUCCUAGAAGCGGAAAUAUAACCGCUCAAGGCCGAAUUACACCGACAGUUCAUAAAUCUAUUCAGCUACAGUUACAUUCAACAGCUAGCUCCUCUCUGCAGAGAAGGCAGCAGCCGACACCUUCUAAUCUAGCAACUGUUGCUUUCUUACCCCAAUCAGCAAGUGGGUCGUCAAGUACUGUGUCUUCGACAUUAGUGACGGUUACUGCUCCCAAACAAACUCCAAGCAAGAAAUCUUGA